UUUCCCCUUGCCUGCCCGAUUUCAGUGUUGUCUGUGGCUGUGCGUCUGCCUUUCUUCCCAUCCACUCUCACCUUCAUCAGCGUGUCUUGUGUGUGUGCUGCUGUCUCGACCGCCACCGAUACAACCCACCAACCACCAGCCAUGCUUUCCCGGCUUGCAAGGGCUUCUGCCGUCACGGCCCGCGGCAUCCACACCGCCGCCGCCGUCCGCGCCAGCGCCUCCACUGCUGAGGUGUCCAGCAUCCUGGAGGAGCGCAUCCUCAACGAGUCCAGCCAGCCUGAGCUCGAGGAGACCGGUCGUGUGCUUUCCAUCGGUGAUGGUAUCGCCCGUGUCUACGGUCUCAAGAACGUCCAGGCCGAAGAAAUGGUCGAGUUCAGCUCUGGCCUCCAGGGUAUGGCUCUUAACCUUGAGCCCGACAACGUUGGUGUUGUCGUCUUCGGUAACGACAAGCUCAUCCGCGAGGGCGACGUCGUGAAGCGUACCGGCGCCAUUGUCGACGUCCCCAUUGGCGAGGCCCUUCUCGGCCGCGUCGUUGAUGCUCUCGGCAACCCCAUCGAUGGCCAGGGCCCACUUCCCUCCGACAUGGCGCGCUCCCGUGUCGGCAUCAAGGCCCCCGGUAUCAUCCCCCGCCAGUCUGUGUGCGAGCCCAUGCAGACGGGUAUCAAGGCCGUCGACUCGCUCGUGCCUGUCGGCCGUGGUCAGCGUGAGUUGAUCAUUGGCGAUCGUCAGACGGGUAAGACCGCCGUCGCCAUUGACUCCAUCAUCAACCAGAAGCGCUUCAACGACGGCACCGACGAGUCGAAGAAGCUGUACUGCAUCUACGUUGCCGUUGGCCAGAAGCGUUCCACCGUCGCCCAGCUUGUUGAGCGCCUUCGCGGCGCCGAUGCCCUCAAGUACUCCAUCAUCAUCUCCGCCACCGCCUCCGAUGCCGCUCCCCUGCAGUACCUUGCCCCAUACACUGGCGCCACCAUGGGCGAGUACUUCCGCGACAACAAGAAGCACGCCCUGCUCAUCUUUGACGAUCUUUCCAAGCAGGCCGUUGCCUACCGCCAGAUGUCUCUGCUGCUCCGCCGCCCCCCUGGUCGCGAGGCCUACCCCGGUGAUGUCUUCUACCUCCACUCCCGCCUCCUUGAGCGUGCCGCCAAGAUGAGCAACGAGGCCGGCGCCGGUUCCCUCACUGCCCUCCCCAUCAUCGAGACCCAGGCCGGUGAUGUGUCCGCCUACAUUCCCACCAACGUCAUCUCCAUCACCGACGGCCAGAUCUUCCUCGAGACUGAGCUCUUCUACAAGGGUAUCCGCCCCGCCAUCAACGUCGGUCUCUCCGUGUCCCGUGUCGGUUCCGCUGCCCAGACCAAGGCCAUGAAGCAGGUCGCCGGUAAGAUGAAGCUCGAGCUUGCCCAGUACCGUGAGGUCGCCGCCUUUGCCCAGUUUGGUUCCGACCUCGAUGCCGCCACACAGCGCCUCCUCAACCGUGGUAUCCGCCUGACCGAGCUCCUCAAGCAGGGCCAGUACGUGCCCAUGUCCUUUGAGGACCAGGUUGUCGUCCUCUUCAGCGGUGUCCGCGGCUACCUCGACGAGAUUGACCCAUCCAAGAUCACCGACUUUGAGCAGAAAUUCCUGCCUCACGUGCAGAACAACCACAAGGAGAUCCUCACCGACAUUGCCCAGAAGGGUGAGCUGACCCAGGCAACAGAGGAGAAGCUGAACAAGGUCUGCGACGAGUUUGUCAAGUCUUACCUCGCCAAGUAAACAAGACAAGGGUUGCAUUGCGUGUGCCAUGGACGUGCUAUGUGCGUGUGGACCAGGCAGCGGCCGCGUGAUCAAGCUGGCGCCCCUCAGCCUUGUCUUGGUUGAGUAGUGUCGCAUUGGUUGUGUGUGCGUUGUUGUCCUUCCCGCGUCUGGCGCGUGUCAUGCAUGCCCCUUAUCCUCUUGUCUGCUUGCCUGUGUUGGCACGUCUUGCUCGCUGUUCGUUGACUCCUUUUGUUGUUGUCGCCAGUCUCCCGUGUGUGUUGUGUUUGUGCUGUUUCAUUUUCCUUGUUGUGUAUGUGUGACUAUGGUCAAUUACAUGACCUCGUUGCACAUGUGUAAGCGGGGGUUGUCCUGUGCGAGUGUGUUUGCAACCGCCCGUCCCCCUCCCUCUGUCUUGCCUUUGCUUGUCCACGCUAUUCAAGGUGGUUGGUUGCGUGGUUUGACUGUGUCCUGUCUCGUUGUUGUGCGUGCUGUUGUCAGUCACUAUUUGGUCGCGUGCCUCGUGUGUGCUGGUUGGGGUGUGUCUGUACGUGUGGCUAUGAGUGCCAUUAGUAGACAGUUGCGUGGCCACACAUCAUAGAAAGUAAGGCGUG
Messenger RNA from Salpingoeca rosetta, 2342 nucleotides. RefSeq names its product ATP synthase subunit alpha isoform. The transcript is spliced from 6 exons. Bases 142 to 1749 code for a protein of 535 amino acids. Gene Ontology annotation, molecular function: ATP binding; ADP binding; proton-transporting ATP synthase activity, rotational mechanism. Gene Ontology annotation, biological process: proton motive force-driven ATP synthesis; proton transmembrane transport. NCBI's taxonomy places the organism in Eukaryota, Choanoflagellata, Craspedida, Salpingoecidae. The record is from RefSeq and is a predicted model, not a curated record.